UUGUUGGCUCUUUGGCGUAAAUCGUUCAGUGCGGCAAUUACAAAAAAAAAACCCAACCAACCAGCUGAAAUAAAAGCCAUUUGAAGUGCGUCGUGUUGUUAAAAAUGAAGUGCAAUAUGGAAAAAUGUUGAAGUGAGAUUUACAAGCAAUAACAAAAAAGAAAAACUAACGAAAUUUUUCAAAAAUAAGGCACGCAAUUCUUGUGUUGUCUACAAAAAAAGAAACUGUGUUGCAUACUUUUGGGGCUGGCGGUAAAUUCAUUGUGAACAUGUUGCAUUCAAAGCGCUCACGUAGAGGCAAAAGCGAGAGAAGUAGUGGCUGCAAUUCUAUAGCAACGCGCCCGCAAUCAACCCCCAAACAGCCGGAGCAAUGGCAACACUAAUCCCACCCAGCUCUCAAGCGACGAGCUCACAGUCCUCAAAUGUUGAGGCGACAUAUGAAGAUAUGUUCAAGGAAAUCACACGUAAACUGUACGGCGAGGAGACCGGCAACGGUUUGCAUACGCUCGGUACGCCGGUGGCCCAAGUGGCCACCAGUGGUCCGACAGCGGUGCCUGAGGGCGAGCAGCGCUCCUUCACAAAUCUGCAACAAAUUGAUCGCUCUGCGGCCCCCAGCAUUGAAUAUGAACAUAAUGCGGCUUCUGGAGGUGGCAGCACUGGCGGAGCGGGCGGCAACGGGGGUAGCAACGUGGUUACCACACAGGCCAAUGUAAUCCAACAACAGCAACAGCAGCAGCAACAACAACAGCCGGAUGCUGGAAACUCCGUUGUAGUCACAGCAAGUGGAGCCGGAGGCUCUAUCGUGGCAGCUCCCAGUGUCGCUGCUGUGGGCAGCUUCAAGUCAGAGGAUCACCUAAGCACAGCCUUUGGAUUGGCCGCGCUCAUGCAGAACGGCUUCGCAGCUGGUCAGGCGGGUACUCUGCUCACCACCCAGCAGGCCAUUCAGAAGGCGGGCGAGCAACAACAACGUUGGGCGCAAGACGGUACCGGGGCCGAACAACAGCCCCAACUAGUCCAAUGGACGACGGGCGGCAAGCUCCAGAGCUAUGCGACCAAUCAGCAACAACAACAACAGCAGCAGCAACAACAACAGCAACAACAACAGCAUCAGAGCAGCACGCCCAAGUCCAAAAAGCAUCGUCAGGAGCAUCAUCCCACAACCGGCAGCGAGCUAAUCUAUGCCAGCCCCUCUACCUCGGCGAAUGCGGCUGCUCAGAAUCUGGUCCAGUCCACGCCCACCUCGUCCAGCAACAAUAAUGUGGGGGUGCCCAGCACCAGCAGCAGCGGCGGCAGCAGUAGCUCCAGCGGAGGCGGCAGUCGCAAGAAGUCCGCGCAGGCGCAGGCCGCCGCUGCCGCCAAUGGAGUGCACAUACAGAAACGCUAUGCCUGCACCCACUGUCCCUACUCAACAGAUCGGCGAGAUCUGUACACGCGCCACGAAAAUAUACACAAGGACGAGAAGCCCUUCCAGUGUUAUGCCUGCCUCAAGCAAUUCAAUCGAGCCGAUCAUGUGAAAAAGCAUUUCCUGCGCAUGCAUCGCGAACUACAGUACGACAUCAACAAGACGCGACGUCAUGUGCCUGCAGGCAGCGGAGGCGGUGGUUCGCAUCAUUCGGGCGGUCGGGGCAACGUGACCAUCAAUCCGGCCAAUGUGAACAUUGACAAUGCCUUCCUGGAAGCCCAACGUCAUCCCACCAUACCCUCGAGCAGCAUGAGCAUUGUGGAGACCAUUGAAGCAGUAGCCUCGGCAGCAGAUAUGCCGUUGACGCAGCUCAAGCAGGAGAAACUAGACGAUGGCACCGUGCUGCCACUACAUGUAGGUGCGGGAGGUGUUGUUAUGGCGAACACAGUGGCUGCGCCGGUUGCGUCCAGCUCGAGCUCGAAUAAUGGCAACAACGGCAAUGGAUCGGGUCUGCUGAAGCCCAAACGAGAGAAGCGCUUCACCUGCUGCUAUUGUCCCUGGUCUGGGGCUGACAAGUGGGGCCUUAAGCGUCAUCUAAAUACGCAUACAAAGCCCUUCGUUUGUCUGCUGUGCGAUUACAAGGCGGCGCGCUCCGAGCGCCUAGCCACACAUGUUCUUAAGGUGCACAAUAAGCGCGCCUGCAGCAAGUGCUCCUAUCUGGCGGACACCCAGGAAGAGUUCCAGGCGCACAUGAGUGAUGUGCAUCCGCACGACAAUCGCCCGGCCCGCAACAAUAGCAACAACAAUAACAACAACAGCUCGACUAACAAUUCAACGCAUAAUAAUAAUCUCAAUGUAUUGCGCACCAUUGGCAACACUUUGGUAGCCAACAAUCAACUGAAUACGUUCCACAAUGCCGGCAACGCUUUUGGCAAUACCUCGAGCGGCACCAGCAAUACCGUUGGAAAUGCCGGCGGUGGUGCCGUGACCAUCUAUACGACCACAAGCACCAAUGAUGGUGGCGGCAACGCCACCGGCACCGGUGUCGGCAACAUUACCGGUGGCCCCCUGCAGGAGAUCAUUGUGAAUCCGACAUCGAUGGUAGGUUGGCGUUUGAGUGCCAACGGUUCCUUGAUACCACCGCAUGAUCUGCUCACCGGCGGCCUGCCGAAUGCCGCCGCACAAAAACGCGGCUCAGAACGAUUGUUUCAAUAUCUUGAGGCCGAUGGCAGCGAUCCGGAGGACUAUGCGCGUCUGCUUAAAAUGGACGCCAUUAGUCGCAACACCGCUUCGGUCGCUCAGGAUUUUCAUAAAGCGGGAGGCGUGCACGAGUUGAAAAUACCAGCGAAUCAUCAACUCCUGUUCAAUAAUAAACUGCCUUCGCAAUGGACGACACGAGAGGCUGCUGCGCUACUCCACAGCCUAAGCAACAUGGGCAACAUCCAGCAGCAACAACAGCGACAGAAGUUUGGCAUCCGUGCCCGCCAGCAUUCCACCGGCGAGGAUGAUGAGAACACACCCUCAUCGGCCAGUUCCUCGACCUAUUCGGGCGACGAGUACAACAUGUCGGCGACGUCGCCAAUGAAGUUGUCGCGCAACAGCAACAGCAGCAGCAACAACAACACGCCACAUAUUGCUGAUGCCGAUGAGGAAGCACAGAACACCAAGGCGAUGAUGGCGACGGCAUUUCUGGAAGCUGCUGCUUACGAGCAAACGGCCAUCGAACUGCUCGCCAGUAAGCGCAAGCUUAAAAUCGAAAGCGAAAACGAUGAGGAUCAAGAGAAUCAGCAACACCAGCAGCAGCAAUAUCGUGCGCAGCUUAUUAAAUCGUCUCCCGCGUAUAAACUAAAUACAAAUCACAACAACAACAACAACAAUAAUAACAGCAACUAUUACAACAACCAAAAUGGACGCAACAGCAGCAGCAGCAGCAACAACAACAACAAUAAAGCGUCAAGAAAUGCCGUUCAUCAUCAUUGCCAGGAUGACAAGGAGAACAACACGAAUGUAACAGCAAUAGCAAGCACUGUUGCAGCUGCUGCAGCAACCGCAGUGGCUGCAGCAACAAACACACCAAACAAUAACAACAACACCAACAACAACACAACCUUUCUCACACAAAUGGAGUAUCAGAAUCUCAAUCGCAUUGGCACACAAUUUCAGAAUUAUGUUAAGGAUAUUAUCAAUAAGUAUUAUGCCGCCGAAACGCCGCUCAUGUUAGCCGCCGCAGCUGCUGCCCUGCCCACAGCAACAACCACUGGUCAGCAGCGGGAGCGGGAGCAACACGAGCAGCGUCAGCACGGAAUCUCACCCAACAAGCGACGACGUCUGUUGAGCGAGACUGAAGAGUAUAUUGAGUAUUUGCGUAAUAAGGAGGAUAUCACAUUAACUAUCACGCCCAAGACGCCCACAAUGCCGCUAUCAACGCCGCUACCACCACAACCACCAGCACAACACCAACAACCAGUAGCAGCACCAGCAGUGGCUGUCAAAUCGCAGCCCUCAUCUCUGCUUAAGCGCCAACUGGAUUUGGCUGCGCCCAUGCGAAAAAGUCCUAAGAAGGUACCCAACAUGAAUGCCUCAAGCAACUCCUCACGCAAAUCACUCAACCACCUGGCCACGCUAUUGCCGCUACUCGCUGAUGCGGCCAGCAAGCAGGAAUACUUAGCAGCACCGCUUGACUUCAGCAAAAAGCCCGGCACACCUCCGCCGCCGACAACAUUGUCCUCAUCGUCGUUAUCAUCGUCAUUGUCGUCUUCAGGCAUAGCCGGAGCUGGAGUAGAGCCUGCGCGCUCCUCACGAAAACAGGCACAGCCGAAGAAAAUACGCCUCACACCCGAGGCAAUGAUCGCUCAGUUACGAGACAAAUAUCUCAAUCGCAUGGGCCACCACAAACUCAGCUGCGCCCUGUGCAGCAAUGCCAGUGGAGGACAAGGUCGGGGCAUGGUCUUCAGCUACCACACCAAAGGCUCUUUGGCGCUGCAUCGUUAUUGGAAACAUUGCGGCACGAAUGGCGGAAGGAGCAACACCAAUUGUCGGCAGUGUGGCGCGCAGUUUGCACAAAACUACAGUUUGGCAUUGCACAAGCGUCUCAAGCAUGCACAACUGAAGACGCUCGCUGUUCAACUGUGUUAGGCUCAUUGAGUUACUUCUUGCGAAUUGUUUUCACAACGUUGUCUAAUCACUUUUUCACUUAGCAAAUUUUUGCUGCCAUAUACAUAUGUACGAGUAUGUAUGUAUGUAGUAUGUAUGAAACAAAUGCAAUUAUCAGGCAUUGAACAUUCAAAUUGGGAAUUGUUUGAACAAAAUAAAAACACAUUAUUUUUUUAAAUUUUAA
Scaptodrosophila lebanonensis is the source of this 4738-nucleotide messenger RNA. It is a transcript of the gene chn, whose product is annotated as protein charlatan. The transcript has 7 exons. Gene Ontology annotation, molecular function: DNA-binding transcription activator activity, RNA polymerase II-specific; RNA polymerase II cis-regulatory region sequence-specific DNA binding. Lineage: Eukaryota; Metazoa; Arthropoda; Insecta; Diptera; Drosophilidae. The coding region runs from base 370 to 4536 and encodes 1388 amino acids. The record is from RefSeq and is a predicted model, not a curated record. Gene Ontology annotation, cellular component: nucleus. Gene Ontology annotation, biological process: regulation of transcription by RNA polymerase II.